AUGUCUAACAUUGACGAUAUUCUUUUGGGUAUUUCCGAAUCUUUAAAACAACUUCAAAAAGCUUCUCAAGAGAAACCAAUUGAACAAACUCAACCAGUUCAAAUUCAAAACUUGGAGGUCAAUUCUACCAAAAAAUUCACAGAUGAUUAUUAUAGUAAAAUUGCCGAUGAUUAUAUUGAAUUCACCUAUAAAAACCCAACCAUCUAUCACGUUGUUAAUUUUUUCAAAAGUCAACUUGAACUGAAAGGUUUUACUUAUCUCCCAGAAAGUAAAUCUUGGGCCGAUUUGAAAGCAGGUAAAUAUUUCACCACUAGAAAUGGUUCAUCACUUGCCGCAUUUGUUGUUGGUAAGGAUUGGCAAGCUUCAAAAGGGGUUGGUGCCAUUGGGUCCCAUAUUGAUUCUCUUACCACUGUUUUGAAACCAAAUUCUACAAAGGCUAAAGUUGAUGGUUAUGAAUUAUUAGGUGUUGCUCCUUAUGCUGGGACAUUAGGUAGUGUUUGGUGGGAUAGAGAUUUAGGAAUUGGUGGUAGAUUAUUAGUUAAAGAUGGUAAGGGUAAAGUCAGUCAACAUUUGGUGGAUUCAACCCCACAUCCAAUUGCUCAUAUUCCUACUCUUGCCCCACAUUUUGGUGCUCCAGCUAAUGGACCUUUUAAUACUGAAACGCAAGCUGUACCAGUAGUUGGUUUCUCUGGUGAAAAUGAUAAAGAAGAAGAACAACCUACUGAAGAAGAAAAGAAUGCUCCAUUAUAUGGUAAACAUCCAUUGAAGUUGUUAAGAUAUAUUGCUAAACUUGCUAAUGUUUCAGUGGGUGAUAUUUUACAAUGGGAUUUACAACUUUAUGACGUUCAAAAGGGUACUAAAGGUGGGCUUAACAAAGAAUUUGUUUUUGCUCCAAGAGUUGACGAUAGAGUUUGUUCAUUUGCUGCUCUUAAUGCAUUGAUUGAUUCUACCGUGGACAACAAUUUGGCCGAGGAUUCUUUUUCAAUUGUUGGGUUGUUUGAUAAUGAAGAAAUUGGCUCUCUCACUAGACAAGGUGCUAGAGGUGGAUUAAUUGAAUUAGUUGUUGACAGAGUGUUGUCAUCUAAUUUCUAUAAUCCAGAAGUUCUUGAUAUUCAAGAAAGUUUGAGAUUGACUUAUGCUAAUUCUAUUGUUUUAUCUGCCGAUGUUAAUCAUUUAUUCAAUCCGAACUUCCCAGGUGUUUAUUUGGAACAUCAUAAACCAUUACCAAAUAUCGGUGUCACCUUAUCUUUGGAUCCUAAUGGUCAUAUGGCUACUGAUUCAAUCGGUCUUGCCUUGGCUGAAGAAUUGGCCAAAAAGAAUGGAGAUAAAGUCCAAUAUUUCCAAAUUAGAAACGAUUCAAGAUCAGGUGGUACUAUUGGUCCAGCAAUUUCCACUAGUACAGGUGCAAGAACUAUUGAUUUGGGUAUUCCUCAAUUGUCUAUGCAUUCUAUAAGAGCUACUCUUGGUAGUAAAGAUAUUGGAUUAGGUAUUAAAUUCUUCUAUGGUUUCUUUAAGAAUUGGAGAGAUGUCUAUGAUAAUUUUGCUGAUUUAUAG
This is a messenger RNA of Candida albicans SC5314, 1554 nucleotides long. RefSeq names its product metalloaminopeptidase (gene LAP41). Gene Ontology annotation, molecular function: metalloaminopeptidase activity; zinc ion binding. The transcript has a single exon. The coding region runs from base 1 to 1554 and encodes 517 amino acids. NCBI's taxonomy places the organism in Eukaryota, Fungi, Ascomycota, Pichiomycetes, Serinales, Debaryomycetaceae. The record is from RefSeq and is a predicted model, not a curated record. Gene Ontology annotation, cellular component: fungal-type vacuole. Gene Ontology annotation, biological process: proteolysis.